AUGGCGGAAACUAGCCCCCCCGAUACCGACAAACAAAAAUCCGUCCGAGACCUCCUUCAAGAAGAGCAGACUCUCCGCUCCUUCACCGAACAGGUCCUGGAUUGCCGCCAGUUGGAGCUCGAAAUAGCAGAGUCGGAAAACAAGAGACUGCUCAAAAAACUAGACCAUCUCUCCAAGGAACUCUCCGAAACCAGGACCGAGCUGGCCCGGGCACGAAACCAGCUGGAGUGCAAAGACAGACCCUGGCAAGACGCUGGCCAUCCCGUUUCGCGACCCCAACCUCACCGGAAGGACGUGUCGGAUUCGGAGGCAAAGGACGCGUACAAGGCUUUGUGCGACAAGAUAUACCGAUGGGUGCAAAGCAGGCUCUGCGGCACGCUGGAAGCCCUGGCGUCCGGUCAGGCGAAGAAGCCGGCCUCGCAGCAAGCCGCCAAGUUCCUGUCCCUGCUGCGGGAGCCGGGAAAGAGGUGCCUCUCCGUACACGGCAGCGACGAGUACCACGUGGUAGCGGCCAUCAUGUACUAUCUGUGGCUGGCGCUGUUUUCCAAGCCGUUCUAUUGCCCGCUGGAUGACUCGGGGGAAGAUUCGACGCUGUUGUGGAUUGUGGGCGUCGAAUCUGCCAUGUCGAAAUCAAGAGACAUUGAACACACGCGAAGCUGGAGGAGCGAAACGCUCGCAGCGCUGAGCUGCCAAAAGUCGUUCCAGUCCAGACGCGAAGCCUACCUAUAUCUCCUGUCCAAGGAUCUAGCGUCCUAUCUCGGGGUGGUUUUCCCAGGGCUGUGCGCGACGGAGCUGCAAGCCUCGCUGGUGAAGUCGGUCAUGCAACCAGCCGCCCAGCUAGCCCACAGGCUUCACACGUCGACAAACAUCUUUUGGCUGAAGUGGCCGCUCAAGACGGCCAGCUCGCGACUCGAGGUGUACGACUGCGUCAACCUGGCGGACGGCGGCAGGAGCAUGGACCUGUCGGGGACGUUGCCCGAGUCGUCGAGCAGGCGUCGCGCCAAGUAUCUGUUUGACAUUGCGCCGGGCCUGUUUAUCGAGAGGGUAGAGGGCGGCAAGAAGAUGGCCAUCAAGUCGAUUUGCCGUCCUAGGGUGCUGAUUCACGCUGGGGAGGGGGAAAGCCAGGUUCAGCAUCGGUCCACGCUCAUGACGUGGUUAUAUAGUGCGUCGUCGGCAGGCUAG
Ustilaginoidea virens is the source of this 1182-nucleotide messenger RNA. RefSeq lists its product as uncharacterized. The record is from RefSeq and is a predicted model, not a curated record. The coding region runs from base 1 to 1182 and encodes 393 amino acids. NCBI's taxonomy places the organism in Eukaryota, Fungi, Ascomycota, Sordariomycetes, Hypocreales, Clavicipitaceae. The transcript has 2 exons.